Messenger RNA from Manduca sexta (tobacco hornworm), 5875 nucleotides. RefSeq names its product alpha-2Da adrenergic receptor (gene Octalpha2R). Gene Ontology annotation, biological process: adenylate cyclase-activating adrenergic receptor signaling pathway. The record is from RefSeq and is a predicted model, not a curated record. The transcript is spliced from 7 exons. Gene Ontology annotation, molecular function: G protein-coupled amine receptor activity. Gene Ontology annotation, cellular component: membrane. NCBI's taxonomy places the organism in Eukaryota, Metazoa, Arthropoda, Insecta, Lepidoptera, Sphingidae. Bases 668 to 2320 code for a protein of 550 amino acids.
CGCCGUUCUCGCGUGCGGUCCACGCUAAACGCUCUCCCGCGGCGACAUCGUGUUAACAUUAAAUUAUUUGUGUCAAGUUAUUAUUUCAGUGUAUUGAACGUGUUGUAUUGUGUUGUAGUGCCUUCCUGUGUUGCGCCGUUGGAUGUUUGUGUUGUAUGUGCCGACUUAGCGUGACACCAUGAAAACCACAGUGAGGAGACAUACGCGCACGCACCACGUCGCCCAAUAAACCCCCACUACCCACCCACCACAUCACAGAUACAAUGACAGCUUAAACCAACAUACAAUGUGAUUCGCAACUGGGUGAAGAUGCACGCGAAAAUACGCAUUUGGGAGAGGCGAAAAUCGUAUCCGCGAUGACACCGCUUCGCCAUAACGAAUGCAUUAAGUGAACGCUAGUAUAGAUGCGCUUCUUUGUGUGUGCCAUUUGCGAAAUUCGUGUGUUAUAUUCAUUUGCGCGUAAUAUCAUUUUUAUAACCGGUAUUUAAUUUUCCGGUCUCAUUAUUUCGUCCGGAAGCAAUAAAUAGGUUAGUUGUAACGUUAACAGUAGCGCUUCAGCAAAAGUUCGGGAAAACGGGUAUUAAUUGUAAAAUGUAAACGGUAAAAUUUAGUUGUCCGAACGGCGGGGCCAAAUAAUUUCGAUUUUGUAGUUAGUUUAAUUUUUAAAAUGGUGUGGAACACUACGAUAUUGGCGAAGACUACGAUGAGCAGCCACUACAACACUACAUACGGGCAGAAUUCCACCUUUGUAGUCCCGACGUACCUCAGCCAGGAGGAGUUUAUAGCGCUGCAGAUGACAAACACUUCAGAGGCCAACACCACACUAAACGAGACGCAUAUAAACCUGGUGCUGAAGACUUGGUAUCCGAGCGGGUACUCGCCAGCACAUAUCAUCAUAGCGUCAGUGGUGGUGACGGUACUGAUGAUCAUGGUGGUGGUGGGGAACAUGCUAGUCAUCAUAGCAAUAGUGACGGAGAAGGCGUUGAAGAACAUCCAGAACUGGUUCAUAGCCUCGCUAGCGGUGUCGGACUUUUUCUUAGGGCUGGUGAUCAUGCCGUUCUCUUUGGCGAACGAACUGAUGGGGUAUUGGAUUUUCGGGUUCUGGUGGUGUGAGAUACAUUCGGCGAUGGACGUGCUGUUGUGUACGGCGUCGAUUAUGAAUCUGUGUUUGAUAUCGCUCGACCGGUACUGGAGUAUAACUCAGGCGGUAGACUACCUGAAGAAGCGGACGCCGGCGCGCGCGGCUCUCAUGAUAGCCGCUGUGUGGCUAAUGAGCGCGCUCGUCUGCAUCCCGCCACUCCUGGGAUGGAGGGUAAGCCGGCCUCCAGAGCAAUUCCCACAGUGCAAGGUAUCCGACGACAUCGGAUACGUGAUUUAUUCGGCGCUGGGCAGCUUCUACAUACCGUCCUGUAUCAUGGUGUUCGUCUACAUCAGGAUAUACUUCGCUGCGAAGGCACGGGCGAGGCGCGGCAUCAGGAAGAACCCGCGGCCCAGGCCUAACGAGCAGCAAACAAGUUUUAGCAAUCCGCCGAGGGGGACGCGGCCCAUGCCUUCCACGCACCCCAUGCCCCAGGGCCAUCUUAGUAGUACUAAUAAUAAUGGUGAGAGUCAAAUAUCGACAAUAGAAACACCCCAGGUGCAAAUACCGACGGUGACUUGCGACCUAGCGUCAGACAUAUCGACCAGUGAAGCGGGAGACACCGCGCCGCCACCACCUGACGAGAGGAAAGACACUCUCAAGGUGGUGACAGCAGCGCAAGUGACGAAAAACCCUCUCGCCGCGUGCCCUCUCAGGAGUUCAACCCUCUCCGUCAACGGAGAACUAGCUCUCCAGCAGUCACGGGGCAGAGCGCCCAGCGUCGCCAUCGACGCGGACAUGGUCUCCGAGCUAGAGCCUUCAUCCUCAGACUCGGGAGUCGUCAGUCGCUGCGGCGGCGUCAAACCAUUAAAACUUAGAAUAUUCAAGAAAACAGAUAGGAGACAAGAGAAAUCUCAACCUAACAAAUCAGAAUUAGAGCCAGCGUUGCCUAAACAGCACAAACCCCGCGACCCUGAGAGAGAGAAGAAGAGGCUUGCGAGAAAGAAAGAGAAGCGAGCGACGCUCAUCCUAGGGUUAAUUAUGGGCAGUUUUAUAGCGUGCUGGCUGCCUUUCUUCUUCCUUUAUAUCCUCAAGGCGGCGUGUAGGAGAUGCGUGAUACCCUCCAGCGCUUUCGCGAUAGCCUUCUGGCUGGGGUAUAUGAACUCUGUGCUGAAUCCGGUGAUCUACACGAUCUUCAACAAGGAUUUUAGGAGAGCGUUCAGGAGGAUACUGUUCAAGUGAUGUUUGGCCUACGUGUGUUGUUACCGUUGCGUCGCCAACAGGAUCCUGGUGGCACAGCAGCGGGCAACACCGGCUCUUUAUAAUGUGCGUUAAUCAUUCAUUCAUAGACUCUGGUGGUUCGGGUUACAGUGAUACAGUGCGGUUGGUCGGUUUCCAGAAUAUUCUUAUCUCUUAUUGACCAAUGAUUCAACAAAAAUUAUACUUAAAAAAUAGUUUUUUCUAAAUGAAGUUAAUCUUGGAACUCUUGAAGUCUUGUGUCUUUAUGCUCAUAAAAAAAUGUUGUAACCAAUAUUUUGAAAAUCGAUUGAACAGAACGAUGAAACAGUAGUGUUAAACUUUCAAUGCAAUAAUUAAUAAUCCCACAGUAUUAACUUGCUUAUUGAUAUUUUAGGCUUAUUAUGAAGGUCACUUCGUGUUUAACAUUUUUUUAUUGAAACAAUUGAUACGUUGUAGUGUGUACGUGUAAGUGGCAACUUAACGUAUGCCAAAAAAGAGUCAGGGUUACUUAAUCUUAUAUAACAUUUAGCUAAAAGCUAUGUUUGCAUCUCAAGGCGCGCAAUAGUAAAGGGAUAUAGACUACUAGGUACCUUUCUUCUUAUUUCUUCUCUGGUGCUAAUAAUUGUUUUUUUUUUUUGUAGCUUUAAAACGUGGAGUGAUCUUGAACUAGUAUUAUUUGCAAAUAAAAUGGAAUUGUAAAAAAUAUAAAUAUUUUCCUUUUUUUGUAGACUUUUUGAUAUUUGUAGCGAAAAUUAGUAAAUAUAGUAUAUAGUACUAUUAAUUGAAACGGAGAGAAUGGAAAAAAUAAAAGCGGAUUUAAGAAAGUUAAUAAACAAUUUUCUUUUUUUUUUAAAUCUUAACAAAAAAUUUGGUAUACUUGCAGUGACCAAAACAGGUUAUAUACCUGUACAUUUUAUGUCUUUCAACAGUUAAAACAUUAUUUGGUCUUAUUUAGAAAAAAAAACGAAUGCGUGGUUCUCAAUGUUUUUUCCUUUUUUUUUUAAUUUCCACAAAUUGAUGAUAUUUUCAUUAGCUCUGUCAUUGAUCAUAAAGUCUGUUUAUUAUGAACAUAAAAAAAACUUUAAAAGAUAAUAAGUAAAUUUUCCGCUAAUCUCCGUUUCAAUGAAUAAUUAAAUCAAAACUGCAAAACACUAAAGGAUUUGAAAAUUGUAAUACUUAUGAAUAAAAUUCCUCAGACAACUGUACAAUAUAGAGAAGGAAUUAAUAUUUGAUAUUUUCUUGGUUAGCUUCUAGUAUUUUUGGAAUAUCAUAAAAUUGCUAGAGUUUUUUGAAUAUGAUUCUGUAAGAGCAACAAUAUUUGACGCAGAUAAAAAUGUUCCGAAAUAAAAGGGUAUAAGGUGUUACUUGCAGUGUAUCCAUUGUCUAAAUUGUUGAUGGUAGUGAUUAAAUUCUCUUAAUAAAGAUAAAAAAAUAUAUAUGAAACACUGCCAAAUAUGAUCAUAAUAUAGGUUCAGCUAAAACGUAAGAGCUUACAAUUCCUAUAAAACUAGACUAAAUAUAUUUAAAGGAUAACGUCACUAUUGUUGCUCUUUGCAAAAUAUGUAAAUAUUACCCUUGCAUUAAUACUCAUACGCUUAAAUACGUACAAAGUAUGCAUAUUGAAAACAUUUCUUAUAAUUAUCUAAAUCAAUUAAUAUAACUCCUAUUCAACUACAUAAAAUGUCUACUUCAAAAGUUAAUUUUAACAAUGUUUUUGCAAAAAUCAAUUUUGAAAAAAAUUUAUAAAAUAAUCAAUCAUAGAAGAGCCUUUCUCUUCUGUCAAAAAUAUUUUUUUAAGCUAUUUCAAUAAAACACAUAUUAAAACAAUAUUAAAUUCGUAUCGACAUCAGUUUUUUCGUAGAAUUAAUAAACGCACGGCUUUCAUUUCAAAACUUUUGAUUGAUUUUUUGCAAAAACAUGAAAAGUCACGUUUCAUAUAAACUCAUUCAUUAAAUAAUCAUUGUAAAGAUACGGUGUUAUACCUAUGUAGGGCAGAACUUGUUGUGAAUGAAAUUCCUAAUACCGGUAUAAUUUAAUAAUAUUUUAAAUCAAUCGCAAAAUAUUGGUUUAUCUGAAGUUAUUGCAUAUACCCGAUUUUUAACCGGAAAAUAAAUUCCGGUAUUUUUUAAUUUGAAAUGAAUAGUAAAAAAAAAAUAUUCUAUUUUAUUCACAACACGUUCAAUGUCUGUAGAAUAAUAUUAUAUUAAAUAAAUUAUUGACUGCGCCUCUGUGCCUAUCGAACGAGCACUCAACAACAUUACAAUGCACUUAAUUUAUAAAAAUGUAAAUAUACUUUAAAAUGUUUUCUUUAAAUUUUUAAUAGCGAAUACUAGUUUGGUGUAGUGAUUUGUUUAAGCGCUGGACGCUUUUGUAUAAUUUGAAUAUAUGUAAAUAUUGUACUUAGAACUAGUGUAUAGUAGGUUAAUACAUUUUAAAUUACAACCAAAAAGGAUAACACCAAAAUACUUCCUGUAAAUUUUUUCUAAUCUUAUGAUGUAAAAUUUUAUUCGAUAAAAUUUUAUCCACAUAUAGUAUUUGUAUACGUGAUCGUUAAUUUUAGAUAUUGUAUAAAGUUCCUUCGAUAAUAUAUAGUCUUCUACGAUAUAAUAAAAUGUACUGAAUAUUUCUUUUUUUUUGCAUAUACUACAUAUAUUUAAAACUUAAUUUUCCCUGUUCUCGCCAUACUAUUCUAAAAUACUCAAUAUAUAUUUUUUUUAUAAUUAUGUUUCAUCUGCAAUAGUGCAUAUACUGUUUCUCUGUAAAAACUUAUGAUUAGAUUUUAAAGUUAUUUUAAAUGUUCUCAACUGUACCUACGACUGAUGAUAGUUUUUAAAUCUUUUUCCAAAAUUGUAAAUAAAUUUCUGAAUUUACGCAAAAAUAUAUUGUAUACUUAUAAAAUUGAACAACAACGACAAUUUAAUUCUAAAUCGACGUAACUAGAUUCUUGGAUUAGUUGAUAGGUUACAUCGUAUAAGCUAGUUGUUAUUCGAUAAUAAUUGCAACACCAUUGACGUAAUUAUAGCGUAAGUAUUGUACUGAAGUCAAGCAAUAGAAAACUUAGAGAUUAUUUUUUUUUCGUGUUUUUCUCUGAAAAACCUCUCUCAUAUAGUCUUCCAACGUGUGCGUGGUUGAUUUUGUUUUGAUGUAAGUAAUGCGGAGUAACGAACCUUUUUUGAAUCUAGAACUCCAUAAUCAAGCACUGAGCCCUGGCUGGUUGUGGGGUUUUAUUUUAUAGAAAAAAUCGAUUCAAAAUCGAUUUUUCUAGAAUCGAUCGUGCGAUAUUUUACUGUUAGUAAAAUUUGUGCGAAUGAUAAAAUUGUUAACAUUAUGAAACUAAUGGCUGUCUUGCGACGUUCCAAGUGAUAGAGGAAUGCAGUAUUAAAAACAAUUUGAAAUAUCUAAAGUUGAAUAACAGGAAUACCUUUGUAAAUAUAAUGUUUUGAAGUUCGAAUCGUUUUCUAAUAACCUCUCAAGUCAGCCAAUGUGCAAUAAUUUAUUUUAUCUAGUUGAAAAUGAGUAUUAAAUACAUAAAAUGUCUAAAGUUACGUUGUUUCCAAA